Molecule: messenger RNA, 1691 nt
Organism: Haplochromis burtoni (Burton's mouthbrooder)
Lineage: Eukaryota; Metazoa; Chordata; Actinopteri; Cichliformes; Cichlidae
Exons: 10
Coding region: 76-1359 (427 amino acids)
Molecular function (GO): structural molecule activity
Source: RefSeq, a predicted model, not a curated record
CAGCAGCAAACAGAGCCUACUACAUUCUUCUGGAUCGUAGACUGACUCUACCUGAACAAAGUCCUGCCGCCAAUCAUGGCCUCCAGUAUUUCAAUGAAAAGCUACUCUAUUGGCCGUCAGCCCUCCUUUUCCAGCCGUUCGCUGAUGGACACUGGCCGUGCUCGCUCUCGGGCUUCUGUGUCUUUCGCUGUAGCGAGCCCGCUCACCCGUUCAGCUUCCAUCAGCCAGGAUCUCAACGGGCCAGCAAGCCUUCAAAUUAACGGACUGCAUGGCAACAGCACCAAUGAGAAGGAAGCUAUGCAGAGUCUCAACAACCGUCUGGCCAACUACCUGGACAAGGUGCGUUCACUGGAGCGCUCCAACGCUGAUCUGGAAAUGAAAAUUAAGCAGCUGAUGCUCGAACGCAUUCCCAAAGGUCAUGACCUCGAUUCCAUGAUGGCCCAAGCUCAUGCUGUUGAGCAAGAGGUGAGGAAGAAGACCUUGGAAAAUGCUCGUCUCAUGCUAGAGAUCGAUAAUGCUAAACUGGCUGCCGAUGACUUCAGAAUCAAAUGGGAGACUGAAAUGGUGAUGUGUCAGUCUGUGGAGCGAGACUGUAUUGCCCUGAAAAAGGCCAAGACCGAUCACGAGCAGAUCAUCGCCUCUUUGAGGGGAGAUUUGGACAGCCUGAAAGAGGAACUUUACUUCCUCAAGAAAAACCAUGAAGAGGAACUCGAGCAGAUGAAGUCUCGUAUUGCCAGAGAUGAGGUGAACGUGGAGGUGGACUCUGCCACCGGGCCCGAGCUGGGCACCAUUCUGUCCGAGCUGCGUUCCCAAUAUGAGGGCAUUGUGAAGAGGAACAAGGAACAGGCGGAGCAGUGGUAUCGCAAGAAGCUGGAGACGAUGCAGAAUGAGGUGAAGGAGAGCAACGAGGCUCUGAGGGGAGCUCAGGGAGAGCUGACCGAGAGGCAGCGCUUCCUGCAGACCCUGGAGGUGGAGCUGGAGAGUCUGCACAAACAGAUAGCAGCUCUGGAGGGAAACCUCGGUGAGACAGGCCAAAAGUAUUCUGCUGAGAUGGAGCGGCUGCAGGUCACCCUGAACCAGCUGGAGGAGGACCUCUCUCAGCUCAGGCUGGACAUGCAGCGCACCAAGACCGACUACGAGCAGCUUCUUCGCAUCAAGCAAAACCUGGAGAUGGAGAUCGCCACCUACAGACGCCUGCUGGAGGGAGAGGACUCAGUCAAAGAAGUCCCUCCUCCACCAAAAAAGGAGCCCGAAGUCCGCACCAGAAAGAUCGUGAAGGUGGUGACUCAGACCAUGGUCAACGGCAAGGUGGUGGACGAGUCCAGCGAAGUGGAGCAGAUUGAGGAGUCGAAGAAAUAGAACAAGCAAAGAACCAGCUGAAAUUUUAAAAUAAACAAAAUAAGUAGAAGUUAGAACUUUUUUCAAAAAAAAGGAGAAAAGGAAAAACAAGAAAAAUUAAGAGUCCGCCCUAUUACUCAUGAAUUGUGAAAAUGAAGCUGAGAGCAUUGUUGGAGGUACAGUAAUGACUGACUAUGAAUGUCCUGUGUUUCCUAUCAUCUCACAUGAAACGCGAUUCAGACGUCACUACAAACAAGCUAUGCUUUGCAUAAGUUCAUUGACUUUUAGAUAGAAAUGUGUGAAAACUGACUGAUCACUGCUAAACUCUGUUUUACUAAUAAAGGGUUUUGUAG